Messenger RNA from Neoarius graeffei (lesser salmon catfish), 2211 nucleotides. Its product is annotated as zinc finger protein OZF-like. Gene Ontology annotation, biological process: regulation of transcription by RNA polymerase II. The coding region runs from base 100 to 1674 and encodes 524 amino acids. The transcript has 4 exons. Gene Ontology annotation, molecular function: RNA polymerase II cis-regulatory region sequence-specific DNA binding; DNA-binding transcription factor activity, RNA polymerase II-specific. Lineage: Eukaryota; Metazoa; Chordata; Actinopteri; Siluriformes; Ariidae. The record is from RefSeq and is a predicted model, not a curated record.
GACGCACAGAGCGCGCGCAUACGGCUGUGUUCUUCUUGUUUUGAGAGCUCUGGAAUUAAAGCCUGCAGUUAACAUUUUUUUUUCUCAUCCGGUUUCAGUAUGUCAACUCGACAAGAGACGGAGAAAGACUUCAUACAAGAGGACGUGGAAGAUGUAUUCAGUCUUAACCUGGAUCCGGGGACACCUCCUACAGAGUGUUUGUGCUGCAAUGGUGAAGAUCAGCACACAGAGAGGACUCUGUUAAAGAUGUGUACAGUGAGAUUGGUGGACUUCAGGAAAAUAGAGGGUCUGCGUGCAAAAAUAUUAUCAGAAGGAAUUCUUCUUACUGGAGUUUCAGAUGAAUCCAGCAUGUUUGAUGGAGAUCAGAAGCCACUGCAGGCUCAAUUAAAGAUGAAUUCAUUGAGUCCAGAAGUGGAUUGUGGAAAAAUUGCUGUUGAUCAACCAGAAGGAGGGGCUUUUUAUCAUAAAUACAAACACAGCAAUUUCAUUUCUUCCAGUAUAUCCAUCAAGUCAUCUUUUGAUCAAGGGGAUGAAUCUACCAAUCAAGAAAAGCUUAUGAAAGGAGAGAGCUUCAGAAUAGUUAAGUCUGUAAGGAAUUCCUUUGCAUUACAUCAUGCAGGCAAACGUAAUGCAUUUCAUACAGGCCAAAGGGCAUAUCAGUGCAAUGAAUGCAGUACGAGUUUCAGUAGUUCAUCAGACUUUACAAGACAUCAGAAAAUGCAUACAAGAGAGAAGUCUUAUCAUUGCACGCAAUGUGGAAAAGAGUUUUCAAAAGGCUCAUAUCUGCAGCGGCAUCAGAAAGUGCACACUAGAUUUAAACCUUACAGCCAUUCUGAGCAUGGCGAGACUUUCACUCAGACGUCAAGCCUUACAAUGGACGAUCUAGUGCAUACUGAAGAAAAGCCCUACUUGUGCACACAGUGUGGAAAACAAUUCUCAAGCUUGUUAGGUGUUCGGAGACACAAGAAAAUACACAGUCAAGAGAGGCCUCAUCAGUGCUCCGAGUGUGGUAAGGAGUUCCUAUCUUCCAGCAGAUUAAGGAUUCACAAGAAAACACACACCCAAGAGAAGCUCCAUCAGUGUUUUGAGUGUGGUAAAAAAUUUGUACAUUCGUCAACCUUAAACCUUCACAAGAGAAUACAUACACAAGAGAAGCGUUUUCAGUGCUCAGAGUGUGGUAAACAGUUCAUACAGUCUUCGUCUCUUAAACAUCAUAAGAGAAUACAUACUGGGGAAAAACCAUACAAGUGUUCUGAAUGUGACAAAGCAUUUCCUCAUUCUUCAGCCCUUAUAGUACACAAAAGGCUACAUAGUGGACAAAAGCCGUACUACUGUGACCUGUGUGGAAAACAGUUUUCACAAUCAACACAUCUGCGCACUCACCAGAGAGUCCACACUGGAGUAAAACCUUACAUCUGCUCUCAUUGCGGCAAAUCUUUCACUCAGUCAUCGCAUCUUUCAGUGCACAAGCUGUUGCACACUGGACAGAAGCCUUACUGCUGCUCUAUCUGUGGCAAAGGAUUCGCAACACCAGGCUACCUUAAGCUGCACCUGAGAAUUCAUACCGGCGAAAAGCCGUACCAGUGUUCUGUGUGUGGAUGGUCUUUCACUCAGUCCCACAGCCUCAAAGAGCAUCUUGGAAAACACUGGAGAGAAGCCUUUGCCAGUGUUUAAAGUUCAACAGGACAUUCAGAGUUUGGUGACCUUAAAUGCCAAAGUUGACGUGAACAUUUCCUUCACUUUUCCCUUCAAAUUUGAGUUGAACUGUGCUCUUAAUGAAGGUCUCACCAGUCACAGACUUCAUGUUUAUGUCUGGUAUGGUAAGCUUAAAACUUCUUGGCACUCCAAGAGAACAGGCAAAAAUGACUUUAAAAUUUCAAACAAACUGUUAUGCUGUAUCACAAAUGAUUAGUAUCAUGAUCUUUUCAGGGCGGCAUGAUGGUUAACACUGUCGCCUCACAGCAAGAAGGUUCUGGAUUCGAGCUCAGGGGCCGACUGAGGCCUUUCUGUGCGGAGUUUGCAUGUUCUCCCCGUGUCUGCGUGGGUUUCCUCCGGUUUCCCCUGCAGUCCAAAGACAUGCAGGUUAGGCUAAUUGGAGGCUCUAAAUUGACCGUAGGUGUGAAUGUGAGUGUGAAUGGUUGUUUGUCUCUAUGUGUCAGCCCUGCGACUUGGCGACUUGUCCAGGGUGUACCCCGCCUCUCACCCAUAGUC